This is a messenger RNA of Colletotrichum chrysophilum, 1356 nucleotides long. RefSeq lists its product as uncharacterized. Bases 1 to 1356 code for a protein of 451 amino acids. NCBI's taxonomy places the organism in Eukaryota, Fungi, Ascomycota, Sordariomycetes, Glomerellales, Glomerellaceae. The record is from RefSeq and is a predicted model, not a curated record. The transcript has 2 exons.
AUGUUUUCUGGUAUUGGCAGUGGUGUGACCGGGAUUGGUGUGUCUAGUCCAGUCACCGCUGGAGCGCAGUUGCCAUAUACCAAUGCAAGCCUUGCCCGUCGAGACGAGACGGACGGUCCGGCGCAGGACUCUGGGCCUGACGCUGCGCCCAAACCACCAGCCAAGGGCAGGAGGAGGAAGCUCAAGGAGGAAGAUGUCAAAGGUGAUGAGGAGAGCACAGGGCGCCUCACACCAGUGAAGGAGGCGCCAGCCAAGCAGGCUGUGCAGAGUCCGACUGCAGUGAUCCCUCCCAAACCUAAAACAGUCGUCAGCUCCAAGGCUGUAUUGGAAUCGGUCGCGCAUCUCCCGCGGACUCACCUUGGCGAUGUGCUGUACGAACCCAAACUGAAGCCGGCGAGACAAGUGCCGAACGUCCCCUCUUCUCGUGGCUUUUCGACGACACCUACACCUCUGCCAUGGGAUAUGAUCAAGAACAAGGAAAACUGCACCCUGACGGUCAAGGUCCCUAAGGUACACCUGACCCCCUCCGCACGAGAGGAGAUUACUGCACGGAGAGCAGUAUGGGGAACAGAAGUGUAUACCGACGACUCGGACAUUAUUGCUGCCUGCAUUCAUGGCGGCUGGAUUCGGGGAGAAUGGGCCGACGACAUCGAUGCGGACAUGCUAGACCUGGAUCGUGGCCUAGCCGCCCCCGAGAAGGAGGUUCCAGCGAACAAGAGACGCAAGGAGAAAGAGAAGGAAGAAAAGGCCAGACAAGAAGCGAACGCGGCCACGUUCCUGGACAAGCCACCCAAGACUGGGCCCGUCACAGUCCCUAUCGAACGCGACAUGCACGUCACUCUCCUGAUUCUCCCACGACUGGAGAAGUACAGUAGUACAACUCGAUUCGGUAUUCAGUCACGCGAGUUUGGUGGCCGCUACAAUGGACGGAAGUCGAUUCACGACGGCAUCAGUUUCCAGAUUUUGGGGAUCCGCUGGGUGACCAACGGCGCCGGAACACAGAGCCGACUCCGAGGCAAAGGCCGUCGGGAACGCAUGCGCAAGGCCAUGGGAGAGAUGAACGCCGCCAGCCGUGGCCUCAACGGUGCCGAGCUGGAAAAAGAAAAACAGCGCCUCGACAGGAUUCGAGACGAGAUCGUCUCUGGUCACUGGUGGAAACGAGAUGAAGCACGCGAGAACGGAGCGGGCAAGGAUGAGAGGACCCCUAGUGAGGGCGACAAGGAGAAUAGGCCUGCCGAAGAGCAGCAAGGUGCUCGCGCAACCAACGGUGCAACCACGAACGGCGUGGCGUCGAACAAGGCCGACAAGAUGGAUCUCGACGAGAGCACGAAGGAGGUGAAGGCAUCGGCGUCUUGA